AUGCUGUUGUGCCCGAACGCUUUUAUGGACAUGUUUCUCUCCUUUGGCCUGGCUCUCCACAAGUCCCACACCCGUGUUGAUUACAUUGAGGGGCCUGCAAAGUUGAAGGGCCCUAGCCUACAUGAUGAACAAUUUGCUUCAACCACACUGUAUUCUUCUCCUACAAGUGACUACAUUUUCGGGUUCUCCGAGGCCUAUAUUCCUCCAGGACGGUAG
Messenger RNA from Penicillium taxi, 216 nucleotides. RefSeq lists its product as uncharacterized. The transcript has 2 exons. The record is from RefSeq and is a predicted model, not a curated record. Lineage: Eukaryota; Fungi; Ascomycota; Eurotiomycetes; Eurotiales; Aspergillaceae. The coding region runs from base 1 to 216 and encodes 71 amino acids.